AUGACAGAGGAAUUACUUAAAACUUAUGAAGAAAAUUACAUAAAUAUUGAUCGUAUGAGUAUUGAUUAUGCAAUUAAAAAUGAAUAUCCAAUAAUUUCAUUAUUUACACCAUUAAAUGCGAAACAAGCUUACACAGUGCUAAAUAAAAUCGUAUCAGAGAAACUUUUAAUUAAUUUCGAUUUAUGUUACUUUCUCACACUUCUCGUUGAUGCAGUUUCAUGUUCAAUAUCGAAUGUAUCAAUUGAAUUUGGAAAUGAACCCGAUAUAUAUAGGCUUUUAAAGACAAUCUUGCAUACCGUCGAAAGACAAUUUUAUUUAACUGAAAUUGGUCCAGAAAAAUUUGAAAACUUAUUAAAUAUUAUUAGACGAUCUGAAAAUCGAAUGAAUCAAAGUACAUUUGCAACGAUUAUGAGGCAAAUUACAAAUGCUUUCGACUAUAAUUUCCGUGGCGAUUUAAAGUUUUUCCAAGAAAAGCAGAAUUCUUUUGGUAAUCUCAAAGGAUACAAUCCCGUCGCUUCACCUGUUAUGGAAAGACCAUCUAAGCCAACGGAUAUAAGUAGAUAUUUUAUGAUAAAGGAUAAUUUUAUGGAUAAAAUAGCAAAAAAGUCAGCAGAUCAGAAUGAAAAUAAAAUUAAAACAAUGAUAGAUCAAGAUGAAUUUAUAAAAAAUAAUAUGACAGUGGAUCAGGAUGAAAUUAUUAAAAAUAAAGAAAAUUUGGAUGAGGUGUCAGCAAAUCGAAAUGAAUUACAGCCAUUAAUGGGUAAAAUAUUCGUUAGAAGUGAUUUAGUACAGAAAAAUAUAAUUCCGACAGUUCAAAUGAAACACGCUGCGUUAUAUCAAGAGCAGAUGUAUCAUUUAGAAAUUUCUCCACAUUUUUAA
Messenger RNA from Chrysoperla carnea, 879 nucleotides. RefSeq lists its product as uncharacterized. NCBI's taxonomy places the organism in Eukaryota, Metazoa, Arthropoda, Insecta, Neuroptera, Chrysopidae. The record is from RefSeq and is a predicted model, not a curated record. Bases 1 to 879 code for a protein of 292 amino acids. The transcript has 3 exons.